This is a messenger RNA of Copidosoma floridanum, 1479 nucleotides long. Its product is annotated as cytosolic non-specific dipeptidase-like. Gene Ontology annotation, biological process: proteolysis. The record is from RefSeq and is a predicted model, not a curated record. Gene Ontology annotation, molecular function: peptidase activity. NCBI's taxonomy places the organism in Eukaryota, Metazoa, Arthropoda, Insecta, Hymenoptera, Encyrtidae.
AUGCCGACUCCACCGGAUGUAACAAGGAUUUACAGGCACAUAGAUUCUCGUAAAAAAUGCUACGUCGACGAAUUGAGGGAAAUCGUGAAAAUUCCAAGUAUCAGCUCAGAUCCAACAGCAGCUAAUCACUUAAAAAAACUGAUAAAAUGGACGACAAGUAGAUUAAAAAACCUGGGCUUUAACCUCGUUUUGAAGACACCGGAUUACAAAACAUACAAGGGUAACAAACCAAACGUCAUAGUAGGAAUCCUUGGAAAAGACCCAAAGAAGAAGACCCUCUUGUACUAUUGUCACCUGGACGUUUUGAAGGUCCAAAGGGCAGAAUGGAAAACGGAGCCCUUUCAAUUGACGGAAAAGGACGGAAAGCUCUACGGACGCGGUACGGCGAAGAUGAAGGGACCCUUUUUGUGUUUUAUCCAUGCCAUCGAGUGCUACCUAGAAUUGGGCAUCGAACUGCCGAUCAACAUAAAAAUAAUAUGCGAAUCGAUGUACGAGUGUCGGAGUAAGGGACUCCAGAGUAUUUUGGACGAGGUGAGGACGACCUUUCUGCCGAGUGUUGAUUGCGUCCUGAUGACCGAGAGCAAAUGGCUCGGUAAGGACUAUCCGUGCAUCAUCUACGGAACGCGAGGUGUUUGCUACUUCAAUUUGACGAUCGACGGACCGGGUAAGGAUCUUCACAGCGGGGAUUUCGGUGGUGUCGUGCGCGAGCCUAUGCAAGACCUGCUCUUUAUCCUCAACAAUCUGAUAGAUUCCCAAGGUCAUUUCAACAUUCCACAUUUCUUGGAUGAUAUCGUGCCAGUUACACCUGACGAAGAGGCAUUCUAUCACAAAAUUAAAAUGGAUGCCAAAGACUAUAGGAACAACGUCGGUGUGAUCAAGCUUGGCCACAACGAAGAGCUUAAACUGGUGCUGAUGCACGUCUGGAGAUAUCCUUGGUUCAAUCUACACUUCAUCAACAGUUCUUGCGAAGGUGCUAAUCUCCUCAACAUACCGAAACAAGUAUUUGUUCGAUUUUCCGUACGUACAGUGCCCAAUCAAAAGCAUGAAAAAAUUAAUAAGUUAAUAUUGAACUAUAUUAAAGAUUUAGCCAAACAAUCGCAAACGCCGAAUAAAGUCAGUAUUAAUGCAGAACACUUCAUGGACCCUUGGUACGAAGAUCGCCUGCAUUGGAAUUAUGAAGCGGCUAACAUAGCAACCAAACAGGUGUAUAAAGAGGAGGCUAGUUUCAUUCGUGAAGGCAACGGCUUUCCCACGCUGCUGAAAUUACGCGAUUCCAUGCCCAGUCGUAACAUCCUAAUGCUACCUAUUGUUAAUAGCGAGUCAAAAGCUCACAGCGAGGAAGAAAACAUAUCGUUGCAAUGCUAUAUUGAAGGCACCAAGCUUCUUGCAAACUACUUUUAUCAGUUGCGAGAAACUGCACGCAAGUACGAUGAAACUGCUUUGAUACGUCAGCACAGAAUCUGCCGAGAUAAGUUGUAA